Messenger RNA from Amaranthus tricolor (Joseph's coat), 1221 nucleotides. Its product is annotated as LRR receptor-like serine/threonine-protein kinase RGI1. The record is from RefSeq and is a predicted model, not a curated record. Lineage: Eukaryota; Viridiplantae; Streptophyta; Magnoliopsida; Caryophyllales; Amaranthaceae. The coding region runs from base 1 to 1221 and encodes 406 amino acids. The transcript has a single exon. Gene Ontology annotation, molecular function: protein binding.
AUGUCAUUUUUCUUCAUUACCAUAGCCAUUCUUGCCCUUUAUCAACCAACAUCAGUUUACUCGGUCACUCUAAGUUCAGAAAUCGAUGUCCUUCGUGCCUUGAAGGAAGGAAUCGAUCCCAACUCAAUCCCAGGUAACUCGUUCAUAAGCACCUGGGAUUUCUCAUUAGACCCAUGUGAGAGCACAGGAGCCCAUUUUCUUGGGAUCUUGUGCUCCAUUCCUAAUGACAACUCAAGCAGCCGAAUCACAAUACUUGAUCUAGACGGGGUAGGAUAUGAUGGAUUUCUCACAAGUGAUAUAGGCAACCUGACCGAAUUAACCAUUCUAAACUUGAGCAAAAACAAGUUUAGAGGACCAAUCCCCGAUAGUGUAACUAAGCUAAGUAAAUUAACUGCACUUGUAAUCUCCGAAAAUUUCUUUACUGGCAGCUUACCCGAAGGACUAAAGAGACUAAAAAGGAUACAAGAACUUGACAUCUCGCGUAAUAAACUUACCGGCCUUAUACCCAACUGGAUCACAAACUUUCGAAGCCUACAAUCUUUAAGAAUGGCGAGCAAUGGAUUUUCAGGGCGAAUUCCAAAUUUAGCGGGGUUAUGGCAACUUCACACAUUAGAUCUCAGCAACAACCAACUAUUCGGAAUUCUUCCUCAGCUCCCUACAAGCUUACGAAUAUUGUCGCUUAGUCGCAAUGUGCUUUCGGGUAGUAUUCAUUCAGUGUCAGAGUUCCAAAACCUUAGAAUGUUAGAUCUUAGUGAUAACAGGUUUAGUGGCAGAAUCCGAGGAAUAGUCAGCUUACCUCAGGUUAUUACUCUCAAUCUGUCAGUCAAUUGGUUCACAGAACUGCAGGUACCGAAAUUUGCAGGUGAAUCUACGCAUCUUGAAGUGCUCGAUGUGCAAGAAAACCGACUAACAGGACACUUGCCGGGAAAUUUAGCGACAAUGGAGAAGCUAACAGCGAUUUAUUUGAGUCACAACCAGCUUUCUGGACCCAUACCAAGGAGUUUUGGGGUAAGACUUGGUGCUCCUUGGAAGCAUAUAUUCUUGAAUCAUAAUUUUUUGGUGGGCGGCGUACCACCAGAAUUCGGCAUUCAGAAUCUGAAAAUUACGGGUAGCUUAGCUCACAAUUGCCUUAAGUGUCCGCACAAUGUGACAAUGUGUAAUGGAGGUCAGCGUCCUACUCCAGAGUGUGCAGGACAAAGUGUCACUGAAAUAAUUCAGUAG